Fusarium musae is the source of this 1881-nucleotide messenger RNA. It is a transcript of the gene SWC4, whose product is annotated as swr complex subunit. Gene Ontology annotation, molecular function: transcription corepressor activity. Gene Ontology annotation, biological process: negative regulation of transcription by RNA polymerase II; DNA repair; chromatin remodeling. Gene Ontology annotation, cellular component: NuA4 histone acetyltransferase complex; Swr1 complex. The transcript has a single exon. NCBI's taxonomy places the organism in Eukaryota, Fungi, Ascomycota, Sordariomycetes, Hypocreales, Nectriaceae. Bases 1 to 1881 code for a protein of 626 amino acids. The record is from RefSeq and is a predicted model, not a curated record.
AUGACCUCUUCCGACGUCCGUGAUGUGCUAAAUCUGGGUGAUGGCGUAUCGGGUCCGAGGCCGAGCAAGAAGCAAAAGAUUGCUGCACCAAGGCCAAACUUGAAGGGUUUGGCUCGUGAGGUACACAAUCUGGGGGGCGAUAACCCCAUUGCUAUUGUCCCUGAAGUCACACAUUUCAAGAAGCGACGCUUUGCAAGUCGCAAACCUGCAGCGAGAUGGGAGAUGCGAUCGUUCAAAAACUCGGCGCGUACGGAUUCGGAUUUCACUUUGCGGCACUGGAGGAGGAAGGAUGAGAAGCAAGAUGGUAGCGACGUAUUACCGGAACAAACGAGCCAAGGAGAACAGCCACAACUAUUUAGAGAUGGAACAGAGGACUCUGCGUUUGCAAAAUACAACGUGCAGGUCUCAGUCCCGCAGUAUAGCGAAGGCCAGUACCAGCAGUCAUUACAACACAAUGACUGGACCAAGGAGGAAACGGAUUACCUGCUAGAGUUGGCGCGCGACUUUGACCUUCGAUGGCCUCUAAUCUGGGACCGCUACGAAUGGAAUCCUCCCGCGACGAACGGAGAGGCUGACGCCGAUGGUGACGAGAGCAAGGCCAUCGUUCCAGCAACAAGGCCACGUUCUCUGGAAGACCUCAAAGCAAGAUACUACGAAGUCGCCUCCAAGAUGAUGGCAGCGCAAAAGCCUGUGCAGUAUAUGACACAGCCCGAAUUUUCUUUGCAUGAACUCAUGGCGCAUUUUAAUCCACAGCAAGAGAAGUUAAGAAAGGAGUUUGCGCUCAACGCAUUGACCCGGUCGCGCGAAGAAGCUCGUGAAGAGGAAUCGCUCUUGCUGGAGAUUAAGCGUAUUCUGGCACGUAGUGAGCGGUUCAAUGAAGAGCGUCGCGAGUUAUAUAAUCGUCUCGAUUAUCCUCGGGCGGACACUGAUAUCAACGCCUUCAAAUCUUCUGCUGGCUUGCAGAACCUUCUUCAAAACCUAAUGACUGCCGACAAGUCCAAGAAGCGCAAGUCGUUGAUGCCUGGCGAUGGUACCAGCCCUUCUGGCACCGCACCACCGCAAACGGCGGCUGCUGCAUCUACCGCAGCAACCGCCGCCGCCGCAGCGCAAGAAGCUGGGAGGCGGGAAAGCACAGCUGCAUCCACAGGGCCUCGCGAUUCAACUGGACCUGCGGCUACACCGACAGCCUCGAACAACAAAAAGGGUCAACAACAGCAACAACAGGAGCGCCGUAAGCUUUCGACACAGGAGGAGCUAUUAUACGGCGUGACACAUCAUGAUCGAUUAGGCUCUGGACCGACUUUCCGAACUGAGAGAAUCAACAAACUGUUCUCGCACAAGUCUAAUCAGCAACAGAACCGCAUCACAAAUGUUCUCAACGAACUGGACGUGCCUAACAAACUUGCCAUGCCGACCGCGGCUACGACACAUCAGUACGAACAGCUCCUUGCGGCUGUCAAUAGUCUGCUUGAUGCCCGCAAGGUAUCGGACAAGCUUGAUGCCGAGAUCAAAGUUGAACAGGCCAAAAAAGCAGAACGGCAAAAGGCUAUGGCUCCCCCUGAAUCUGAUUCCACCGUCGAAAAGGACAAAGCAGGCCAGGAAACAGGGGCCGGCAUCAACUCAGAGGCAGGAGAUGCUACUGGAGCGACGGCCGGGAAAGCAGAUGGCGACGUCACAUCUGCACCCGGAGAUGCAAACAAGGAUGCCUCAGAAACGACAGUCCCUGCUAUUGAGGCCUCGGACGCCUCGAGCAAAGAAACAGAACUGCUCAAUGAAAACGACAAGGACGGGCGUCCUGGUAGCAGCGGUGCCGCGCACAAGAGAAGUGCCAGCGUUCUGAGUAGUGUCAGCGAUAAGAGCAAUAAAAGACAGAAGAAGUAG